This is a messenger RNA of Monopterus albus (swamp eel), 1768 nucleotides long. It is a transcript of the gene gosr1, whose product is annotated as golgi SNAP receptor complex member 1. The record is from RefSeq and is a predicted model, not a curated record. NCBI's taxonomy places the organism in Eukaryota, Metazoa, Chordata, Actinopteri, Synbranchiformes, Synbranchidae. Gene Ontology annotation, molecular function: SNAP receptor activity. Gene Ontology annotation, biological process: endoplasmic reticulum to Golgi vesicle-mediated transport; vesicle fusion; inter-Golgi cisterna vesicle-mediated transport. The coding region runs from base 325 to 882 and encodes 185 amino acids. The transcript is spliced from 9 exons. Gene Ontology annotation, cellular component: Golgi medial cisterna; cis-Golgi network; Golgi membrane.
CAAAAUUCACAGUAAACUGCAUUUACAGCCACAUUUGGCAGUUAGUAAAAUAUACAUAGUUUCAGCAGUUCAUUUGCCAAUGUGACUAUUUAACUAUUUAUCUAUGGUCUGAACACAAACGUGUCACUAUCACAAGUUGCUCCCACCGAGCUAGCUAACAUACCGUCACAUCUGCGAAAACAGGCCAGACAGUUGGAGAAUGAACUCGAUCUGAAGCUGGUAUCCUUCAGUAAACUGUGCACCAGCUAUAGCGGUUCUAGGGAUGGACGUCGAGGAGACACGUCCGACACCACCCCGCUGCUUAACAACUCCACCCAGGACAGGAUGUUUGACACUAUGUCAGUGGAGAUCGAACAGCUGCUGGCCAAGCUGACUGCAGUAAAUGACAAGAUGGCGGAGUACACCAAUGCCCCGGGCAUGGCUUCUCUUAAUGCUGCACUCAUGCACACACUCCAGAGACACAGAGACAUCCUACAGGAUUAUACCCAUGAAUUCCACAAAACCAAAGGCAACUUCUUGGCCAUCCGGGAAAGGGAAGACCUGCUGGGCUCCGUCAGGAAAGACAUUGAGACAUUCAAGAGUGGCUCUGGGGUCAACAACAGGAGAACAGAACUGUUUCUAAAGGAGCACGAGCAUUUGAGAAAUUCCGAUCGACUGAUGGAUGACACAAUAAGUAUUGCCAUGGUGACCAAGGAGAACAUGACAUCCCAGAGAGGCGUGCUGAAAAACAUACAGAGCAGGGUCAACACACUAGCCAACCGUUUCCCAACUAUCAAUAAUCUGAUCCAGCGAGUCAACCUGCGGAAAAGAAGGGACUCUCUCAUCCUCGGCACGGUGAUCGGCAUCUGCACUAUCCUCCUCCUCCUCUAUGCUUUUCACUGAAAGCCGGGCCUGGUGACAUCUUAAAGGAGUGGGACUAAUCUGCUCUCUGUAACGUGGGGAGCCCAGGAGGCUAAGUGCAGUGACUGGGAAACCUGUAGGCUCUUUAGCAGACAGACAUUCAUUUGGUCCAGUUUUGGGACGGGAACCAGCAUGAACUACUGAACCUGUAUUUAGCAGUGGGACAGAUGAAGGGCUCUUCUGCUGACAAGGGAAUAGAGACCAAAAAUACACAUAAGGCUAGAUUUUGAAACAAGUAUAUUGGUAUCUCACUUGGAGAGAAACUCUGCUGUGCUUCAAGUGUGAAGAGACUGUGUGAUGCCAAUUACUUGUUCACGGGUGGAAGGAGUUUUAAAUCAGUGGUCCUUUUUUAAUUGAUCUAGUGGAACUGAUACAUUGUGAAUUGUAAAAUGUAAAUUAAUAAAUUAUUCAUAUCACUGUGUGCAAAAGGUGUAUGGCACUACUACAUAGUCAUAUCAUUUGAACUCUUUUGAACAGUGUAUUGAAGCUUCUUGAGUAAGUUGGACUUUUGUGAUGGACUUUUUCUGUUUUCUCUUUCUUCUUUAUGUUUUAUAGAGCAAAGGAGUAAUCAUCAAAAAUAAUUUGCAUCAUUAGUUGCGGUCCAAUAACUUACUUUGUGUGGUCUUUGUGAACAGGCUAGAGUGUGGAUACCCAAACUGAGCCCGACGGGACCCGUCAGUACCCGAGGGCUCUGUUUCCUACAUGCAAGUCAGACUUUUGGCUCGACGGCUGGAGCAGUCAAAUGUCUGCUUAGUUUAAUGAUGAGGAAAAACACCGUACCAUCUCAACUGCGCUGGGCUUGGACAUUACAUAGGGGAGACCAGAGAUGAUUGUAACACCCUUAGUUUGAACAUCACUAACUUAGCGG